This is a messenger RNA of Dimorphilus gyrociliatus, 565 nucleotides long. The record is from the annotation of a GenBank genome assembly. Lineage: Eukaryota; Metazoa; Annelida; Polychaeta; Dinophilidae.
AAUGGAGACCAUAGAUUUCUCUUUCACAGAUAGUUUUUACUGGGAAGAUCCACUAAGUGUCGACUUUGGAUGGAAUUACGAAGAAAACUAUAUACCCUGCCAAGAAUUAGAAAAGAAAGGAAGAAAACGUGUAAAUCAACGGCACGCGGCAAAUUUACGAGAGAGGAAACGUAUGAGAACGAUUAAUGACGCCUUUGAAGGACUUAGGGCGAGAGUUCCGGCCGCUGAUAAAAAAUUAUCGAAAGUCGAUACCCUAAGGCUGGCAGUACGUUAUAUACAACAUUUAGCAAAUAUAGUAGAAAGCUGUGGAGGUACGAAUAAUAAAAAACAGAAGAAGACGGAAACGAAUGGCAAAGUGAUUUUAAGAUGCUCUCAAUAUCAACAAGUUCAAGCAGGUGAAUAUCCACUAUCAUCCGUCUACGGACAUUCUUUAUCGUGGACGUCCGAAAAAGAGAUUGAAGAAGAUCAUUUUAGUGAAAGGAAAAAAUCUGCAACAUUAUGGAUACCGGAACAAUUAUGCCCUGAAGAACAAGCCGAACUUUCUUCGCAAUCCCUCCGCGCUUGA